Myotis lucifugus (little brown bat) is the source of this 1852-nucleotide messenger RNA. RefSeq names its product UBX domain protein 6 (gene UBXN6). Bases 98 to 1423 code for a protein of 441 amino acids. Gene Ontology annotation, cellular component: cytoplasm. Gene Ontology annotation, molecular function: protein binding. The transcript has 10 exons. The record is from RefSeq and is a predicted model, not a curated record. NCBI's taxonomy places the organism in Eukaryota, Metazoa, Chordata, Mammalia, Chiroptera, Vespertilionidae.
CUAUUUUUUUUUUUCCGGUUGUUGGCUGCUACGAACUCCACCGGGCCCCGCGCCCCCCGCCCCCCCGCGGCCCCGCGCCGCGGAGCCUGCCGCCACCAUGAAGAAAUUCUUCCAGGAGAUCAAGGCUGACAUCAAGUUUAAGAGUGCGGGUGCCGGACAGAAGCUCACGGAGUCGGCGGCGGAGAAGGCCCCCAAAGAAAAAACCAACCAGCCGGCACGCCAGCAGCCCCGCCAGGGACCCACCAAUGAGGCACAGAUGGCAGCAGCAGCAGCCCUGGCCCGACUUGAGCAGAAGCAGCCCAGGGCUCGGGGACCCACGUCACAGGACCUCAUCCGGAACCAGGUGAGAAAGGAACUUCCAGCUGAAGCGUCUGUCAGUGGGAGUUCGCAAGCCUCAGGGACUAACAUGGUAGCUGAGCCCAAAGAGGAAGGCUCAACUCAGCUGGCGGCGCCUGGAGUGUACUUCACCUGCCCGCUCACAGGGGCCAUCCUGAGGAAGGACCAGCGGGACACCCGAAUCAAGGAGGCCAUUCUCUCACACUUCUCCACUGACCCAGUAGCUGCCUCCAUCAUGAAGAUCCACACGUUCAACAAAGACCGGGACAGGGUGAAGCUGGGUGUGGACACCAUCGCCAAGUACCUGGACAAUAUCCAUCUGCACCCCGAGGAGGAGAAGUACCGGAAGAUCAAGCUGCAGAACAAGGUGUUCCAGGAGCGCAUUAACUGUCUGGAAGGGGCCCACGAGUUUUUUGAGGCCAUUGGCUUCCAGAAGACAUUGUUACCAGUUCCGGAUCAGGGCCCCGAAGAGUUCUACGUGCUAAGCGAGGCCGCCUUGGCCAAACCCGAGAGCCUGGAAAGACACAAGGAGCAGCUGCUGUGCGGCGAGCCUGUGCGGGCCACACUGAUCCGCCAACGCCGUGUCUUCCGGCCCUCACCCAUGGCCUCCCAGUUUGACCUGCCCCCUGACUUCUUCAACCUCACGACUGAGGAGGCCAAACGGGAGCAGAAGCUCAGGUCUGAGGCGGUGGAGCGGCUGAGCAUGCUGCGGACCAAGGCCAUGCGGGAGAAGGAGGAGCAGAGGGAGAUGCGCAAGUACACUUACACACUGCUGCGUGUCCGUCUCCCUGAUGGCUGCCUCCUCCAGGGGACCUUCUAUGCCCGGGAGCGGGUGGCGGCACUGUAUAGCUUUGUCCGGGAGGCCCUGCAGAACGACUGGCUGCCCUUUGAGCUGCUGGCCUCGUGUGGGCAGAAGUUGUCGGAGGAUGAGAACUUGGCCUUCAAUGAGUGUGGGCUGGUGCCCUCAGCCCUCCUGACCUUCUCGUGGGACAUGGCGGUGCUAGAGGACAUUAAGGCCGCGGGGGCUAAGCCAGACUCAUCUAUCCUGAAGCCCGAGCUCCUGUUGGCCAUCGAGAAGCUCUCGUGAAAUAAAAGCAGGGUUGGCUUCAGCCCCAUGGGUCUGUCUCCUGCUUCCUCCACCUCUGCUUACGUCCUCAUUCUCCCUCCACUCCAAGGCCUCCCAGCCUCCUCUGGGACUGCCCAGCCCAUGGGCAAGGGAGAGCGACUGGUUGGCCUGUGACCGCCACUGAGGGCUUUCAAGCAACAGCUGCUGUGCUGUCCUUGGUAGCAUUCUCCAGCUGCUAUUUAACCUAAUUAACGGAACCCCAGGCAUGACAGACCUGGGCACCUCCCUGGAUAGGAAUAGGCCUGCAGCUUGGGUCCAGGCCCCAUGGCUGGCCCUGAGGCUGUCCUGUGGAACUGCUGGUGAUAGUGGCAUAAGAUAGAGAUGCUGGGCCUGGGCAGAGUUCUGUAACACUAAGUUCUGAAUCCAAAUAAACAGGCUGUUUGACUAGUC